AUGAAGGCUUCCACCUUGGCUACCUUGGCCGUGUCGGCGCUUCUUUCCGGAGCAUCGGCUAAGGAGAUUGCGCCGAGUGAACUCGUCUCUGAAAUCUAUGACAGCGGCGUUAUCCACAAGGACCUCAUGGCCCGUAAGAAGGCAUCAUGGGACCGCCAGAUCGAGAGCGGAGAGAUGGACUCUACUACCUACAAGAGCCGUCUUGACGAAGAGGGUUCCGUCGCCUGUGUUAACGGUGUUGCUGAAGUUGUCCCUGGCGAUGCCAACAACACCUUCAGGUGCAAUAAGGUUGACUUUUACGACUUCAAAAGCCACGCCGAUCUAGGCUCCAGAGCGGGCCAGGGAUCUUCGUCUUGGGGAUGGACGAGCCCCGACGGUCGCGAGUUUGCCAUCAUUGCUCAGGCUGAUGGUGCUGCUUUUGCUGAAAUCACCUCCGAGGGCAAGCUUGUUUACCUUGGUCGUCUUCCUCAGUACUCGACUCAGUCCAUCUGGCGCGAGCUGCGUGGGUACAAGAACUACGUCGUCAUCGGCAGUGAAGCCUCUCGCCACGGCGUGCAAAUUUUUGAUCUGACCAAGCUGCUGGACAUUGACCCCGCGAGCCCAGUUACUUUCAGUAACCAGCAUGACCUGACAGGUUACUGGAACGGCCUCCCUGCUGGUUCCACUCACAACAUCGUCAUCAACGAGGAGAAGCAAUACGCUGUUGCCGUCGGGGCCCAGCCUCGUUCCAGCGCCUGCCGCUCUGGCUUGAUCUUCAUCGACCUUAGUGACCCCUCUAAGCCCACGUCUCCGGGCUGCGCUGCGGGUGAUGGUUAUGUUCACGACGCCCAGUGUCUAGUCUACCGUGGUCCUGACGAGAAGUAUUUUGGCCGCGAUAUCUGCUACGGCUACAACGAGGACACCUUAACCAUUUACGAUGUCACCAACAAGAACGAGACCAACAUCAUUUCCCGUACCUCCUACGAGGGUGCCAGCUACACUCACCAGGGUUGGGUAACAAACACGGAGUGGCAAGAGUACCUUGUGCUCGACGACGAGUACGACGAGGUUGAUGCCACUGGUCCUGCUGCAUCUGGUUACCCCAUCACCUACUUCUGGGAUAUCAGAAGCCUUGAGGCUCCUAAGCAAACUGGCUUUUACCGCAGCGAGGCCUACGGCAUUGAUCACAACCAAUUUGUCAUCGAUGGCCUUGCCUUCCAAAGCCACUACGGUGCCGGUCUUCGAAUUCUUGAUGUUUCCUCCCUGCCCGAAGACCCCACUGGAGGCAAGGUUUCUGAGGUCGGAUUCUUCGACAUCUACCCCGAGGAUGACAAGGAGCCUAACGGUGGAUCUAUCGACUUUGUCGGUACUUGGAGCCAUUACCCCUACUUUAAGAGCGGCCACAUCCUGGUUAACACCAUUGAGCGUGGUGCAUUUGUUGUGAAGCGCUCUGCAUAA
Molecule: messenger RNA, 1437 nt
Organism: Colletotrichum spaethianum
Lineage: Eukaryota; Fungi; Ascomycota; Sordariomycetes; Glomerellales; Glomerellaceae
Exons: 5
Coding region: 1-1437 (478 amino acids)
Cellular component (GO): extracellular region
Source: RefSeq, a predicted model, not a curated record